This is a messenger RNA of Nymphaea colorata (pocket water lily), 2819 nucleotides long. Its product is annotated as protein LOW PHOTOSYNTHETIC EFFICIENCY 1, chloroplastic. NCBI's taxonomy places the organism in Eukaryota, Viridiplantae, Streptophyta, Magnoliopsida, Nymphaeales, Nymphaeaceae. The transcript is spliced from 2 exons. The record is from RefSeq and is a predicted model, not a curated record. The coding region runs from base 441 to 2576 and encodes 711 amino acids. Gene Ontology annotation, molecular function: protein binding.
ACCAGAAGGUCGUCAUCCUCUAAAUCAAUCUCUUCUUUAUCCUACUUGACAUAUGUCGACAUUACCGACGCAGGCACACCCCUUCCGGCCCUUCGUCGUGUCUUUCACGCAUCGGGCCCUACCAGUUUACCGAUGCUGCGUCGAGCUCCCCAUUCCGUGGCUGUAAACCGUGGAGCGCUCUGCCACAAGAUCCAACGUCUCCCUUUCACUAAAAUUGCAAGAUUUCUGGAUAUCCCAAGAAACAGGUCUCGCGAGUAGAAACGACUAGAAAUUUCUAUAAUCAUUUCGAGAUUUCCAGAUAGAUUUCAAGCCUAGGCGGCACUGGUCUCUGAUUGGGACGAAUGUUAAUAUGGUUCUCCAAGACAGAACAGUAUAUGAGUCUGUAUGGAUGAGAACAGCCCAUUGAUUAUUCCAUCUUCACAGUCGCAGCCUUGUCCCAAAUGCAGACAAUGAGUGUAUUUCCGUCGAAUUUGGAGUAUUUGGACGCACCCAAGUCUCAAUGUGAGCACAGCGGUUCUUGCAUCCCCAGGCGGAGGAGGAGACAAUUGGUUUUUGGUGCCUCGGUUAGAUGCAAUAGCUAUAGGGAUUGCUUUCCAAGUAAUGGCUUCAGUUUGUCUUCUUCCUUCGGCAAUCCAAGGGUCUACCAGUGUAUGCAAUGCCACUCUAGAGCGUGGCUUGAGCAAGAACCCUCCGUCUGCGAGCAAAUUGAUGACGAAAAGGAUGAUGUUUGUAGCAAGGCUGUCGAUUGGAAGCUGGACUCAGUUGUGGGUACAGAAUCUGAAGACGGGUAUGAAGGAAAAAGUGAGAAUAACGUUUCAUCCAAUACAGAAGGAGGAAACAGAGGUUUCGUUAAUCGCAGAAGUUCCAGAAUUGACGUCCGGGCUCUUGCGCAGAGAUUAAAAUUUUCAGAAGGUGUGGAGGACGUGGAAAAGGUUUUGAAGGGGAUGGAACUGCCUCCUCCUGUAUAUUGUUCAAUGAUUAGGGGUUUCGGGAUCGACCGGAGGCUGUCGCCUGCAUUCGCCCUCGUUGAAUGGCUUAAGAAAAAGAAGGAAGCCGGUCGUGCUGAUGUGCUAAACAUUUAUAUAUACAACAGUCUCCUUGGUGCAGUCAAGGCAUCUGAGCAGUUUGGUGAAACAAGAAGGGUCUUGAAUGACAUGGAGGAGCAGGGGAUCCUUCCAAACAUUGUCGCUUACAAUACAUUGAUGGCUAUCUACUUAGAGCAAGGAAUGAUUAGAGAGGCACUCAACAUUUUCGAGGAGAUUCCAUCAAAAGGCCUUUCUCCUAGUUCAGUUUCUUACUCAACAGUAUUGCUGGCAUACCGAAAAAUGGAAGAUGCAAGUGGCGCAGUUCGGUUUUUUGGUGGGAUACAAGAGAUGUACAGGGAUGGAGAAUUUGGACGAGACUCAACUGAAGACUGGGAAAGGGAAUUCCAUAAGAUUAAGAAUUUCACUAUCAAAAUUUGCUACCAGGUAAUGCGGACAUUGCUUGUCAGCGGGGAAAAUGUUACUCUGGAUAUCCUAAAACUUUUCAAUGAUAUGGACAAGACGGGCCUUCAGUUCAGCAGAGCUGAGUAUGAACGUUUGGUGUGGGCUUGCACAAGCGAAGAUCAUUUCUCUGUAGCAAAGGAAGUUUAUACAAGAAUAAGAGAGAGUGGACCAGAGAUAAGCCUAUCAGUUUGUAACCACGUUAUCUGGUUGAUGGGGAAGGCUAAGAAAUGGUGGGCGGCCCUGGAGAUCUAUGAGGAGUUGCUGGACAAGGGACCGAAGCCGAACAAUUUGUCAUACGAGCUUAUCGUAUCUCACUUCAAUGUUCUACUCACAGCAGCCAAGAAAAGAGGAAUCUGGAAAUGGGCAGUGAGACUGAUAGAGAAAAUGCAAGACAAAGGUCUAAAACCGAGUAGUCGGGAGUGGAACUCUGUUCUGAUUGCAUGUGCAAGGGCUUCCGAAGCAUCGGUGGCAGUUCAGAUAUUCAUGAGGAUGGUGGAGCAGGGUGAAAAGCCAACAAUUCAUUCUUAUGGGGCUUUGCUUAGUGCACUUGAGAAAGCUAAGAUGUAUGAUAAAGCUAUCACUGUCUGGCAGCAUAUGUAUAAAGUCAAUGUCCAGCCAAAUUUAUAUGCAUAUACAACCAUGGCCUUGAUCUAUAUUGGAAAUGGGAACUACAAGAACGUGGAUGCACUUGUGCAAGAGAUGGUUUCACGUGGAAUUGAGCCAAGUGUUGUCACUUUUAAUGCCAUAAUCAGUGGCUGUGCACGUAAUGGCUUGGGAAGUGUUGCAUUUGAAUGGUUUCACCAUAUGGAAGUUAGGGGUGUUGCACCAAAUGAGAUAACAUAUGAAAUGCUGAUCGAAGCUCUUGCCAAAGAUGGCAAACCAAGACUUGCAUAUGAUGUCUACUUGAGAGCAAGAAAUGAAGGAAAGAUUCUUUCUUCCAAAGCCUACGAUGCUAUCUUGAUGUCCUCACAGACUUAUAAUGCAAGCAUAGACGCAAGUCUUUUGGGACCUCGGCCUCCUGGAAGGAGGGUGGAUGGAAAGACUAGCUCAGAAUUAUUUGGUGUAGAAGAUGCGGCUAGAAGAGGAUGAUACUUGCAAAUGGAGGAGUACGAAUGAUGUGAAGAGAUAAACAUGUAAUUGAAAGUUAGGGCUGCAAUAUCAACUGGCUUGCAGUCUCUUCACUUGAUGUACAGUUCCCAUUAUAUAUAAUUCACUUGAUGAUAUUUCCAAGUUGAUUUUCAUGCAUUUGUUUCUUAUUAUUUGUGCCAGAAGAAAAUUGAGUUGCGUGUUUUCUUUUUCCUUGUACCUGAGCGCUUUAAAUGCUCUGCAUUG